AUGAGCGUAGAGAUUGUACUUCGGCUUCUGGAGGCUGGCAUGUUUGCCCCCUUAGAGAUGCGCCCGGCUAGUAAUGACUUGCCCAAACAUGCCGAGGUGCACAUUGCCAUUUCGAGUGACAUUGGCGUUCGUCUUCAUGUGUGGAAGAACUCUUUUUUCCUUCUGUGCAUGACGGAAUGCUACUUGAUCAACGAAAGCAACGCUGAAACGUGUAGCGAUGUGCAGGGCGCGGGCGCUGGCCCGCCUCUAUCGAUUGUCAAGAUCGGCAUCGCCUACGUUGGCGUCUGUACCUGA
This is a messenger RNA of Clonostachys byssicola, 294 nucleotides long. The record is from the annotation of a GenBank genome assembly. NCBI's taxonomy places the organism in Eukaryota, Fungi, Ascomycota, Sordariomycetes, Hypocreales, Bionectriaceae.